This is a messenger RNA of Vicia villosa (hairy vetch), 5250 nucleotides long. Its product is annotated as transcriptional elongation regulator MINIYO. Bases 43 to 4794 code for a protein of 1583 amino acids. The transcript has 10 exons. NCBI's taxonomy places the organism in Eukaryota, Viridiplantae, Streptophyta, Magnoliopsida, Fabales, Fabaceae. The record is from RefSeq and is a predicted model, not a curated record.
CAUUCUCUUUCUUUCUCUAGUUUUUUCCCCUUUCAAAAAGCUAUGGAGAAACAAAACCUCAAAAAAGUUGAACCCAAGAAGAAGGUGAAGAUAAUCAACACAAGCUCAUUACCGGUUAAGCAACAAGAAGACGCAUUCCGAUUGGUUGGUUCCAUCGUUGAAAAGGGUAUCGAUGACGGUAACUCUCAAAACAAAACCACUCCUUCUUACUCUUUUCCUAAACCCUCCGUUGUUCCGUUCCCCGUUGCACGUCAUCGUUCUCACGGUCCUCAUUGGCAUCCACUGAAUAGUAAAGGGGGUUAUGAUCACGGCAAUGAUGAUAGUGACAAUGAUAUUGAAGAUGAGGAAGAUGCAGCUUUAAUGGGGUUUGAGAAAGUUGCUGCUUUUGCUAAUCCAGUACAAAGGAAGAAAACAAAGGGUUUGGAUUUUGGAAAGUGGAAAGAGAUUACUCAAGAUGAUAAAUCUUCCAUUAGGCGGGAUUUAGAAAAUGAUGUCACAGCCUCUAGUCAAACUACAAGGAAAAAGAAAAAUGAAAAUGGCGGUAAGAUUACAGACAAGAAAAUCUCAACUUGUUCAGAUGGAAGUUUCUUUGAGUCUAUGGAAGUGGAUUUGAAGCCGCAGUUAGAUAAAUCAGAUGGGGUUUUUAUCAAUUCAGCCACUUCCAUGGAAUUAGAUACUUCAAAUAAGGUGGAUAAUCAUAAAAAAGUUGAUUAUGCCGUAGCUUAUAACGACAAGAAAGAAAAAGAAUUUGCAGCUGAGCGGAACCAAGUUUUUCCCGAUAGAAUGACUGAUCACAGUUCGACAUCUAAGAAAAAUUACUUUGUGCAUGAUCAAGAGCCGACAUCUCUUGAGAGUGAAAUUGAUUCUGAGAAUCAAGCUCGGAUCCAGCAAAUGUCAGCUGAGGAGAUUGCAGAAGCCAAGGCUGACAUAAUGGAAAAGAUAAGUCCCUCGUUACUGAAAGUACUGCAGAAAAGGGGGAAGGAGAAACUUAAGAAGUCCAAUGGUUUAAAAUCGGAAGUGGGUACUGUUGCUGAAUCUGUGAAUCAACAAGUUCAGAAUACUCAAGAAGGUAAGCGUAUGCAGACAGAGGAUGCCAUUUCCCAUACUGCCGUGGCGCCACCAUCCAAAAAACUGCUGGAUGAUAAGAAUGUUAGCGGAAAGACUUCAACCACCACAGGCAGUAGCUCAUGGAAUGCUUGGAGCGAGAGAGUUGAGGCAGUUAGGGAGUUACGGUUUUCAUUGGCUGGAGAUGUUGUUGAUACUGAACAGGAGCCUGUGUACGAUAGUAUCAGAGAGCGUGACUAUUUGAGGACUGAGGGAGAUCCUGGUGCAGCUGGUUAUACAAUUAAAGAAGCACUGUCUCUCACUAGAAGUGUGGUUCCUGGACAAAGAGCCCUUGCACUGCAUCUCCUUUCAUCUGUUCUUGACAAGGCACUAUGCUAUAUUUGCAAAGAAAGUACUGGAAAUAUGACAAAAACAGGGAACGAAGUCGACAAAUCAGUUGACUGGGAGGCUGUUUGGACUUAUGCACUUGGUCCUCAACCAGAGCUCGCGUUGUCACUUAGGAUAUGUCUUGAUGAUAACCAUAAUUCUGUUGUUUUGGCCUGUGCAAAGGCUGUUCAAUCUGCACUGAGUUGUGAUGUGAAUGAGAACUACUUUGAUAUCUCUGAGAAGAUGGCAACUUGUGACAAGGAUAUUUGCAGUGCUCCGGUUUUUAGGAGCAGACCAGAUAUAUCUCUUGGAUUCCUUCAGGGGGGAUAUUGGAAGUACAGUGCAAAAUCUUCUAAUAUUCUACCUUUUAGCGAGGAUUCUAUGGAUAAUGAGAGCGAUGAGAAGCACACGAUUCAAGAUGAUGUAUUUGUUGCUGGACAAGAUUUUACUGCAGGUCUAGUUCGCAUGGGGAUACUUCCUAGACUUCUUUAUCUUUUGGAGACAGAUCCUUCGGCAUCUUUGGAAGAAUAUAUUGUUUCUAUAUUGAUUGCCAUAGUAAGGCAUUCACCUUCAUGUGCUAAUGCAGUGCUGAGAUGCGAAAGACUUGUACAGACAAUUGUGCAAAGAUUUACUGUUGGCAAUUUUGAAAUUCGAUCUUCGAUGAUAAAGUCUGUAAAACUCUUGAAGGUCUUAGCUCGGUUGGACAGGAAAACUUGUUUAGAGUUUAUAAAGAAUGGGUACUUCAAUGCCAUGACUUGGAAUUUAUAUCAACUUCCUUUGUCCAUUGACGACUGGCUAAAGUUAGGGAAGGAAAAAAGUAAACUCAAGUCUGCUCUGACUAUUGAACAAUUGCGUUUCUGGAUGGUCUGCAUUCAAUAUGGAUAUUGUGUGUCUUACUUCUCCCAGAUCUUCCCUGCCUUGUGUUUUUGGUUGGAUGUUCCUUCAUUUGAAAAACUUAUCGAAAAUAAUGUUCUGUAUGAAUCUACUUGCAUCUCUAGGGAGGCAUAUCUUGUUCUGGAGUCUUUGGCCGGCAGACUUCCAAAUUUGUAUACACAACAGUGUCUAACAAAUCAACAUCCGGAAUCUACUGAUGAUGCAGAGGUAUGGUCUUGGAGCUAUGUUGCUCCGAUGGUUGACUUAGGCAUAAAAUGGAUUGCAACAAGAAGUGAUCCAGAAGUAUCUAAGCUGUUUCGGGGACAGGAAAAAGGGAGAACCUACUUUACUUUAGGAGGAGAUCUUUCUGCGACUCCUUUGUUGUGGGUAUAUGCAGCUGUUUCUCAAAUGCUUUUCAGAGUUCUUGAAAGGGUGGCCUUGGGGGAUGCUAUCAGCCUAGAAAAAUCUAAUGGGCAUGUGCCAUGGCUUCCAGAAUUUGUCCCAAAGAUUGGACUUGAAUUGAUCACACAUUGGCAUUUGGGCUUUUCAGUUGCCUUUGGGACAAAAUGUGGAAGAGAUUCCGGUGAUGAUGGAUCUUUUAUGAAGGAACUAAUUCAUUUGAGGCAGACGGGUGAUAUUGAAAUGUCUUUGGCUUCCACCUGUUGUCUAAAGGGAAUGAUCAAUAUUAUUACUAAAAUCGAUGAUCUGAUACGGUCUGCCAAGACAGGCAUUUGUAGUCCUCCAAGCGAAGAACAAAGUCGAUCAAAAGAAGAAAGAGUGCUUAAGGAAGGCAUAGUCAGUAGGUGUUUGGUUGAAUUAAGGCCAAUGCUUGAUGUUUUCAUGUUUUCUGCUUCUUCAAGGUGGCAGCACAUGCAAGCCAUUGAAAUGUUUGGCAGAGGAGGACCCGCUCCAGGUGUCGGAGUUGGUUGGGGUGCCCGUGGUGGGGGAUUUUGGUCCAAAACAGUUUUAUCGGCUCAAACAGAUGCAAGAUUUCUUGUCUAUUUGCUGGAGAUUUUUGUAAAUGCAUCUAAAGGUGUUCUUGAAACUGAAGAAACGACGUUGACCAUGCAACGGGUUAGCACUGCCUUGGGAUUAUGUUUAACCGCAGGACCUAGGGAUAUGGUUGUUGUAGAGAAGACAUUGGAUCUAUUGUUCCAUGUCUCAAUUUUGAAGUACCUCGAUCUCUGUAUACAGAAUUUUCUCCUUAAAAAGAGGGGUAAAGCCUUUACAUGGCAAUAUGAAGACGACGACUACAUGCACUUCAGUCGGGUUUUAUCAUCUCAUUUCAGGAGCAGAUGGUUGUCUAUAAGGGUGAAGUCUAAAGCCGUUGAUGGCAGUAGUUCUUCUGGCAUUAAGGCCACUCCAAAAGAUGAUGCGCGUUUGGAUACGAUAUAUGAGGACUCAGACAUGUCUUCCUUGACUAGUCCAUGCAGUAGCUCUCUAAUAAUAGAAUGGGCUCGACAAAACCUACCACUUCCGGUCCACUUUUACCUUAGUCCAAUCUCAACAAUUCCCCUUACCAAGCGAGCUGGUCCUCAAAAAGUUGGUAGUGUACACAGCACACAUGAUCCUGCCAAUUUACUUGAAGUUGCCAAAUGUGGACUUUUCUUUAUUUUAGGUAUUGAAACAAUGUCUAAUUUUCAAGGAACUGACAUUCCUUCUCCCAUUCAGCAUGUAUCAUUGACUUGGAAGUUACAUUCACUAUCUGUCAAUUUCCUUGUCGGAAUGGAAAUAAUUGAACAAGAUCAGGGCAGGGAAACUUUUGAAGCUUUACAGGAUCUUUAUGGCGAGGUUCUUGAUAAGGAAAGGCUUAACCGAAAUAAAGAAGUAAUUUCAGAUGAUAAAAAGCAUAUCGAGUUCCUGAGAUUCAAAUCCGAGAUUCACGAGAGUUACUCGAUAUUUAUUGAAGACCUUGUAGAGCAGUUUUCUUCCAUAUCCUAUGGUGAUCUGAUUUUUGGACGGCAAGUUUCACUAUAUUUACACCGCUGUGUUGAAACAUCUAUUAGACUUGCCACCUGGAAUGCACUAUCUAAUGCCCGUGUUCUUGAACUUUUGCCAUCUUUAGAGAAAUGCUUUCCUGGCGCUGAAGGAUACCUUGAACCUGCAGAGGACAAUGAAGAGAUUUUGGAGGCUUAUGCCAAGUCAUGGGUUUCUGAUGCUCUUGACAGGGCCGCGAUUCGAGGAUCAAUCGCAUAUACUAUUGCUGUCCAUCACCUUUCCUCAUUCAUAUUUAAUGCCUGUCCUGUGGAUAAGAUAUUGCUGCGCAACAAGCUUGUUAGGUCUCUCUUGAGGGAUUAUUCUGGGAAACAGCAACAUGAGGGAAUGUUAAUGAACCUCAUUCACCAUAACAAGUUAUCAAUAUCUGACAUGGAUGAAAAGAGGUGGUUAGAGUCCAGGAUGAAUAUAUUGAUUGAGGCAUGUGAGGGAAAUUCCUCUCUUCUGAGACAAGUAGAGAAGUUGAAGGAUGCUGCAGAGAAAAGUUCCUUGUGAGGUAGGUAUACAAGCAUGUAAAUAUUGGUUGGAGUGGUUUGCCUAUCAAGAUUUUGUGAAGCAAGUUCAGCAGCAUGCUGAUGCAACAUCAAAUAUGGUUGCACAGGAAGUUAAGAUGUGCUUUUGGAGUAAAAGAUCCAUGCAUUAAUUACCCACCAAGAUUUGGAAUUGAAAAACGGCCGGGGUAUUAGCAAAUUUCUUUUUUUGAAAAAUAGAAUUUAAUUGUUUGAUAUUUCACUGCAACGGAUUUGAGCAUAUCGAAUGUUUUUAUACACAGGGACUUAAUCAAAUUUAAAGCAUCAGCACUUUUUACUUUUUCAAAGCUUUCAUCUCCCUCCCUCUCCAAACUUCCAAACAUAACUUUAGUGUAUGUUUGGUUAUGAUGCAAAAGAAAAUUGAUUUUGAUCGAAAGUGAUUUGAAAGGAAAGUGGUUAAUGUUUAGAUAAAUUUUUUUGG